Molecule: messenger RNA, 528 nt
Organism: Microthlaspi erraticum
Lineage: Eukaryota; Viridiplantae; Streptophyta; Magnoliopsida; Brassicales; Brassicaceae
Source: the annotation of a GenBank genome assembly
AUGCAGUUUUAUCCUGGGAUUCGGAACGCCAUGCAACCGUCAUACUACGGGGCGUUUACAGAAUUAAGGAAAGAGAUCAUAUCUCGACUCUGCAAAUCNGCUUACCUGAAGCAGUGGAAUUGUUCAGAUGAGGAUGAUGCGAAAGGUGAGAUGACUCUUGCAAGCAUGGAAGAAGUUGUAAACAGGGAAGAAGAUUCAGAUGAGAUUACUGAUUAUCAGAAGGUUGCACUUGCUUAUGUACCUGAUCGUGCAUCUAAGAUGAUUGCAAGAUUCAAUUUCGAGGGCGCCUUCUUUUUGGCCCCAAAUGCACAACAAGUGUCUUUGGCACCAUGGAUCUGCAACCAUAUCGAUAAACCCCUGGCGGAAAUUUCUCUGACCGUGCUUGUGUUGCUAUCUCUUUUUCACCAACUUGUAGCUCAAAUCCACAUCGACAUAGACAAGGGUCUGGUCAGACUAAUUUAUAUGCGACAUGUUGUGGAGCUAAUCAAAGGAGAGCCGAUGAUGUUCAAGUCCAUUCAAAUGUGUUAG